Uranotaenia lowii is the source of this 935-nucleotide messenger RNA. RefSeq names its product cytochrome c oxidase subunit 5B, mitochondrial-like. The record is from RefSeq and is a predicted model, not a curated record. NCBI's taxonomy places the organism in Eukaryota, Metazoa, Arthropoda, Insecta, Diptera, Culicidae. Gene Ontology annotation, biological process: mitochondrial electron transport, cytochrome c to oxygen. The coding region runs from base 143 to 502 and encodes 119 amino acids. Gene Ontology annotation, cellular component: mitochondrial envelope. The transcript is spliced from 4 exons.
CUGUCAAAUCGAACUUUUUCCCGAACCCUCGCCGCCUCGAAAAGUUCGAAAGCAGACCAAAAGAGCCAAAGUUAGUGCUUCGAAACUCCGGUAUUGUACGGAAGGAGGACACAUUUUCGAACCGAACUAUUCAUCCAUAAGAAUGGCGUCCCUGUGCGGUAGAUUGAUGCUGAGCGCGGCCAAGCGUCAGGUCGCCUACACACCGGUGCGGUUCUGCAAAAUGAUGAACGAUCCGCUGGAACAUGCCACCGGUCUGGAAAAACGUGAACUGCUAGCCCACAAGGCCGGUGAUACCGAUCCCUUCGAUAUGCGAGUGUUCAAGCGCGGCCCCGGAACCAAGGAAAACCCUAACAAUAUUCCAUCGGCAUUCGAGUCCCGCUUGGUCGGAUGCGUUUGUGAGGAAGACCAGACCUACAUUACGUGGAUGUGGCUGCACCGGGGUCAACCAAAGCGCUGUGAAUGUGGACAUUGGUUCAAGCUGGUCGAGAAGGCUCCUAUCUAAAUGAUACGCUUUUACACGUCAGUUUGAAAUCUAAUUGUAGAGAACACAAGAAACACAAAAGCAUAUGUUACGAGUAAUAAAAUUGGUAUCAAAGGAUUCAAAUGUUAAGCGAACGAAAGAAAUCAAUUCAACUUCUUCUGCAACUUUGAGAAACAAAAAUUUAUUCAACGGUGCAAUUGUUAUCUUUCGAAACAGUUACAAUUAAAAUGACUUCUCGUACGUUCACCAUAUUUUGUCCAACAUCAUCCCGAUUUUUUAGACCUUGUUGCACCUCGGCGUAUCGCAAUGCUGAAGUUAUGCCGAUGAAGUAGUUGCUAGUUUUGAUGUGUCAUAACUAGACUUAAUAUUAAAACCAACAAUGUCCGAUAGUUUUUAAUUAUGAUUGUGUAAUCAACCAACUCGUUCGCUGCGCUUAGAAGAAGAUGAAAGUAGA